CACACUGAAUAACUGAGUAAAAAAAGAAAACAGUGUGUGUUUGAGGAAACUGCACUUCCUCUUUUGAGAGUGAAGGUUCUCUGCUCUGUCACAGACGGGCACACUUUCUUUGCCGGGACGAAACAACCCCGUCGAUUAUCGUCCAUCAAGGAUGCACAUCUUGUGUGCCCUGUUGCUUCUGGACCGCCUGGUCCUUGCCCGGUCUUCGCCCGCCUUGAACAAAAUGUGGGACGAGUGGAAAAUCAAACAUCGGAAGGUUUAUGACAAUCAGACUGAGGUCGUCUUCAGGAGAGCUGUGUGGGAGAAGAACGCGCAGCUGGUGUGGAGACACAACCAGGAGGCCUCGGCAGGAAAACACAGCUUCACAAUGGGGCUCAAUCACCUGGCUGACAUGACAAGUGAGGAAGUCAACGAGAAGCUGAACGGCCUGAAGCUGGAGGAGCCUUUUAACUUCAGCAAUGACACGUUUAAGGGCGUGGAUGGCCUGUCGAUACCUCAGAGUGUGGACUGGAGGAAGGACGGCCUCGUCAGUCCGGUCAUGAACCAGGGGUUAUGUGGGUCCUGCUGGGCCUUCAGCUCUAUGGGAGCUCUCGAGGGUCAGAUGAAGAAGCGAACGGGGGUCCUUGUUCAGCUGAGCCCACAGAACCUGGUGGACUGCAGCACCAGUGAAGGUAACCUCGGCUGCCGGGGAGGAUACAUCUCCAAAUCCUUCAGCUACGUCAUCCGCAACGGAGGCGUCGACUCAGAGAGAUCCUACCCCUACGAACACAAGAACGGGAAAUGUCGGUACUCUGUAAAGGGAAAGGCCGGCUACUGCUCCGAUUUCCACAUCCUCCCACGAGGAGACGAGAAGGCUCUGCAGGCUGUGGUGGGGUCAGUGGGACCGGUCUCUGUGGCCAUAAACGCCAUGCUGCCAUCUUUUCAUCUGUACAGAGGAGGUUUGUACAACGUGCCCAACUGCAACCCAAGGUUCAUAAACCACGCCGUCCUGGUCGUGGGCUAUGGCACGGAGAGAGGGGAAGACUUCUGGCUCGUGAAAAACAGUUGGGGAACUACGUGGGGAGAAGAAGGCUUCGUUCGAAUCGCCAGAAACAAGAAGAACCUCUGCGGGAUAGCCAGCUUUGGCGUCUACCCUACAGUGUAAAAAUGGACCCACCACCCAAAUCAUCUUCGUGCAAUUUUUGGUUGUACAUGUAGGGUAUUUAUUUAAGACCAGAGAAUAGAUGUGUGUUGUUUCCAUGUGUGUGCAGUGAGCGUGGUGAUGAAGAGUCCUGAAAGGCCAAUAUUCUGUCAAAAAAAGUGAAUUUCACAAAACGACCUCUGCUUCCGUAGCUUUUCUCACUAAUGUUUUGAUUUUUUUUUAUAAAUGUCUAAGUUUCACUCACUUUGUGAGUCUCUCAUCUUCUUCUCUCCAACUUAAACAUGAUUGAUUUUUUUGUACCAUUUGAAAUGUUGUUGUAAUCAGUGACCUCUUUUAAAGGUGCUAUUUGUAAGAAAAGUCGAUUUGUGAGUCUCAUUCCCAACUUUUGAGAACGUAGGACGGGUUGGACUCCAUCCCAAAGCGUCAGUUUUUGAUGAACUGGGAAUUGAACUCAAAAACAAACUUUUCUUAGAAAAAGCGCCUUUAAAUCUUUUCUGAACUCAUACUUUUAUUGGAGAGCUUUUCAUGAAUUUACUGGAUAUUUAUUGACGGACCUUGUGGAGUGUUUUUUCCGUUUUUUUGUAUUAUUUGUUUUUAACUCAAUCAGAAAUUGUUUUUAUGAUUUGCUUGUUCUGAAGUUGCAGUCUCGUGUAAAGUGGGUAUAGAAAAACUCUAGAAAUGAAGAUUGCAACCAUUAUUGUUGUUGUUAGCUGCAGGGGCACACGCAUAAUAAAAAUAUUAGUGAUAAAGAAA
Messenger RNA from Acanthopagrus latus (yellowfin seabream), 1894 nucleotides. Its product is annotated as cathepsin K-like. Gene Ontology annotation, biological process: immune response. Lineage: Eukaryota; Metazoa; Chordata; Actinopteri; Spariformes; Sparidae. Gene Ontology annotation, cellular component: lysosome. The transcript has 8 exons. Bases 152 to 1144 code for a protein of 330 amino acids. The record is from RefSeq and is a predicted model, not a curated record. Gene Ontology annotation, molecular function: cysteine-type endopeptidase activity.